AAAUAUUAAAGUUAAGUUUUCAUGUGAAUUCAUAUUUGUUUUUAUUUAUAUUGAAUUUGUAUGUUAGCACUAAGCCUAUUAUUCAAGUAGAUCAUCCAACUAUUAAAAUGCUACGGAAUGGUUUAAUCCAUAUCGUUUAACCAUGUUUAUCAUAAACAUUAAACGCUUAAGUCGUUUAUCGUCAAUUCAUUUGUUCGCUUCAAUUAAAAAUUACUGUCGCCAUUCACAACAAUAUGAUGUGAUUAUUGUAGGUGGUGGACAUGCUGGAUCUGAAGCAUGUUCCGCAGCGUCUAGAAUGGGAGCCUCUACUUUGUUGGUAACACACAACAAGACAUCUGUUGGUAUGAUUAAAAAUAAUAAUAUGUUAAAUUAUAAUAUAUUUAUAUUAUUAUUAUUAUUUCACAAAUCCUUGUAAUUUAGGGGAAUUAUCGUGCAACCCAUCAUUUGGUGGUAUCGGCAAAGGACAUCUGAUGAGAGAAAUUGAUGCAUUGGAUGGAUUGUGUGCUAAAAUCUGUGAUCUUUCUGGCAUCCAUUACAAAGUAAUAUAUUUGUUCAAUGUGAAUACAAUUUUAAAAUUAUUCUAUAUAAUAAAUUAUCUAUAGGUUUUAAAUCGUAGUAAAGGACCAGCUGUAUGGGGUCUACGAGCACAAAUAGACAGAAAAUUAUACAAGAAACAUAUUCAAUCCGAACUUUUUGAAAAUACUCCUAAUCUUAAUGUUAUUGAAGGUUCUGUAGAAGACAUUUUACUAGACGAUAAUAACCAGUGCACAGGAGUUAAGUUAGGUAUUAAAAUAUAUAAUACAAUAAUAAAUUGAAAACAAAAUUAUUAAAUGCUCAAUACUCGUAAAAUAUAUAUAAUCAAAUAAUUUAUAUGUAGAAAUAAAAAAAUAAAUAAAUGAAUGUGUCACCUGGAGUAUUAUAUAUGAUAUUACAGUAAUAAUAAUAAUAUAUGCUCUGCGAUUUACCUGAUGAUGAAUUUUUAAUUUGAAACCAGUCAUACAAUACACAUCAUUAUACUCCUGGCGACUCAUUCAUUUAUUUAUUUUUUUAUUUCUACAUAUAAAUUAUUUAUUUAUUUAUUUAUUUAUUUUAUUAGAAAAUGGAACACUAUUACAAACUAAAUGUGUUGUAUUGACUACUGGGACUUUUUUAAAUGGUGAAAUGUAUAGUGGAAUGACUGUCAAGUCAGGUGGUAGAAUUAAUUCUAAAUCUUCUGUUGGGUUAGCUAAUACUUUGAAAAGAUUGAGAUUUAAAACAGGUAGAAUGAAAACAGGAACUCCACCUCGAAUCAGAAAGCAAUCGAUUAAUUUUAAAAAUUUAUCUUGGCAGCUUGGUGAUGAUACACCAACACCAUUUUCAUUUAUGAGUGAUUCUGUUUGGCUAAAAGUAAAUAAUUUAUAUUAUAUUUAUAUUCAUAUAAAAUAUAUAGGUACUUGCUGCUAACUUUUAUUUUAUUAUUUUGUACAGCCCGAAGACCAAAUAAAAACUUAUAUUACAUUUACUAAUAGUAAAGUUCACCAAAUUGUAAUUGAUAAUUUAAGUGUAAAUCGACAUAUUAAGGAAGAAGUAAAAGGUCCCAGAUAUUGUCCAUCCCUUGAAUCUAAAUCUCUUAAGUAUGUAAGUCUUUUAAUUUUAUAAUCUUUACUACAUAGUUAAUACUAAUUACUAGGGCAGAGAACUUGUAGCAUUUGCAUAUUUGUUUUGCACAGUCACAAAAAUAGCAGAGUACAAAACAAAUACGUUUCAUGCUUUAAAAAAGCUAGUUUUGAAAUUUUAUUUUGCAUAUAAAUGAAUAUUUUGAGUCCUUUUUGUUUNUUUUAUCUGUCAUUUUAUAUUUUUUGAGACAUAUUUAACUUACAUCAAUAUUUGCCACACCGAUGUUUUAAUUUCAAACAAUCAGUCAAAAUGUUUGGAUAAAAAUGUAUUUAUUUUUAAUUUUUGUCGUGUAAUAUGAUUUUGUAUGUCCACGGGCACACUUUUUUCCUAGAAGCGCUUGACGAUUGGCGAUAAAGCAAUAAUAUUAAUUUGCUGGAAUUAUUUUUAUCUAGGUAGAUAGUUGUUUACAAUUAUUUACGUAUACAUUUAUUUGAUUAGGAUUUUUAUUUAUAAAACGUUUCUAGAAACGACAAUAAUCAAUAUUUUAAUAUUUAGUCUCAGUCAGUUCUGCGGAAUGUACAUUCGUAUUAAUUGUGUCGUCUUAUUAGCCGUAUUAUAAAUUAAUUGAACAUUUUUAUUUGAUAUUUGAUAUUUGUAAUAAAAUGCCGAAAGAUAAACAGCCUUUAAGUAGUCGGUUAAAAUGUUUUAUGUCUGAGUUUGGUGCCUGUACGUUUUCGACCAACGGUAAAGUCCUGUACUGUAAAUAUUGUGACGUUAAAGUAGGGAGUGAAAAAUUUUAGGUGCAUAUUUUAAAUGCAUAUUAUGGGGUUUUUAAGUGCAUAAGUGCUUGCAUAUUUAUUGCUUUUUUAGAGCUACAAGUCCUCUGCCCUACUAAUUACUUAUAGUUUUGAUUUAAAUAAUUUUUUAGGUUCCGAGACAGAAAUCACCAAAUAUGGCUUGAAGAAGAAAGCUUCGAUAGUGAUGUAAUUUAUCCAAAUGGUCUCUCGUGUACACUACCCGAAGAACUGCAAGUAAAAAUGAUCAGAUGCAUAAAUGGACUAGAAAACGCCAACAUUAUCCAGUUUGGUAAGAUAAAUUAUAUUAAAUUCAAAUAUAUUUUACUAAUAAAGUGUGUUCAGGUUACGGAGUAGAAUACGAUUAUGUAGAUCCACGAGAACUGUAUCCCACAUUAGAAACCAAAAAGAUUAGUGGAUUGUUUUUUGCUGGACAAAUAAAUGGCACAACUGGAUAUGAAGAAGCAGCUGCACAAGGCAUAUUGGCUGGAAUAAAUGCUGGUGCUAAAGUGAAUUUAUUGAAACAUUUUGUCAUUAAAGCAAUUAAAAUAAUAUUGAUUUCUAUAGGCUUUACACAAAUGUAGUUUUACAUUAAGUAGAACCGAAGCAUAUAUUGGUGUUCUUGUUGAUGAUUUGACUACACAAGGCACGGAUGAACCCUAUCGUAUGUUUACCGGUAGAGCUGAGUUUCGUCUGCAUUUAAGACCUGAUAAUGCAGACAUCAGACUGACACAAAAAGGUUUCUUUCUAUAGAUGAUAAUGAUUAGUAGAAUUUUAAAAACAAAAAUUGUUUUGUAGAUUAAAACUAAAAAAAAUAAGUAUUAAAAUAGUAUAUAUCUUAGAUAAUAUACAAUGAAUGGGACCACAGAUCAAUAUUUUGAUGUACAUAUUAGCCAGGUGAGUAGCCUUUAAUGUGCAUGCGUGACAAUAAAUUGCAUACUUAUUCCAAUGCCUGAAUAUGAUGUAAUAAAUAUUAAAUAACUGAUGAGAUAAGUGAUAAUAAUAUACAUUUUAAUGAAUUAAAACAUGAAUUUAUUGAAUUGGUAAUAAGCUGAUAUCUGUAUAAAGUACUUAUAAUAGAUUAAAAGUACUUUAUAAGCGACUUAUAAGUCGCCAUUGGGUAUGCGCACUAGCGCACUAAAAGCUACUCGUGACGACUCAUUGCUAAUAUGUACAUCAUCGAUAUUAUAUGUUAUCUAUGGGCUGUAGCUCUAUCCAUUGUAUAUGAUCAUAGAGUUUAUAUAUUUUACAUUUAUUUUAUUGAUAGCAAUCUUUGGAAAAUAUAAUAAUUUUGUACAGGUUAUGCCAUUGGUUGUGUUAGUAAAAAACGUUAUGAUCAAACAUUGAGUAUACAAACUGAUUUGGACAAAAGCAUUAGACUAUUAAAUUCAAUUUCCAAUACCAUGUAUAAAUGGAAGAAAUCAUUAGGCUUAAAAACUAGUCGAAAUCCUGAAUACAAAACGUUUGUAAAUAAUAUUAUUACCUACACCCUUCAAACAUAUUUUUAUUGAGAAGUGUUUUAUAAACAAUUAACAGGGCCUUUGAAAUAUUGGGCUUACCCACAGAUGGUAUCACUAUACAACAGUUGGAAAUGAUAUAUCCUGAUCAAUUUGGUGGAAAGUUUACUGAUAGUAAACUUAAUGCACGCCUUAAAAUUGAAGCUUUAUAUCAAUCAUCAGUUUGUGAUCAAAAGGACGAUAUAGAGCGUGUUGAACUUGAUCAAUUUUUAUUCAUACCGGCAGACAUUGAAUACACACAGUAAUACAUCAGUAUUUAAUUUUUAUCAAUUGUAUAUUUUAGUGUUUAUUUUUAUUUGCAGUUCAUCUCUAAGUCUUUCAAAAGAAGAAAUUGAAAAGUUAACCUACAUUCGACCACAAACUGUAAACAAUAAAAGAAAUUAAUCAAUUUAAUAUAUCAUAAAUGUAUAAACUUUAUUUUUAGAUUGGAGCUGCUAGCCGAAUAUCUGGAAUUAAACCUAGCACAGUUUUGAGACUGUUGUAUUAUAUUAAAAGUAAAAAUCAACAUAAAAAUAUAGCAAUUAAUAAAAUAUAAGUAAGUAAGUACAUAAAUUGAAAUUAUUUUUUUUUUUUUAAAUUUAAUUUCUAAAAUCAUUUAUUUAAUUUAUAAUUAUCUUUUAUACGUUCUAUAUUGUUUUUAAAUGUUCAAUUGAUUUACAUAAUAUCUAAACAGUUUUAAUAAGAAUUUACAAUGACUAAUAAUUAUUAUUGUUUAUCAAUCAACAGAUUAACAAAAGCCUAUACAAAUUAUUUUUCACCUGCCACACAAGUUUACAAAAUAUACCACCAAUCACAAAGAUUACUUGACAUUCAUCCAACCUUAUCAAAUCAAAAGUACUACUAGUCAAAUAGCCUAAAUCCUGUAUGCAAUUCAGAAUAAAAAAAAUGUACUAAUUUUACGGACUGAGAACUAAUUUGGUUAUAAUAAAAUAUUAUUAAAACAUUUAAAUAUUACCUUUUAACCUUCAUUUAACUUAAAACUACCACACAAAAAAACCAUUGUAACUGCUAAGCUUCUUAUAACAGAAAAUUUGGAUUUAUUUUGAAGUUAGAAAGAACAUGAAUAAACUACCUGUAUAUAUUCUAAUAAUAAAUAGUAUUUUGGUUUUGUCUUAUAAUUAAUUUUUUGUUUUUCAAAUAUUACCAUAUGAAUGUUAUAUAAUAUUUUUUUUGCUAUUCAAAGAAAAAUUUAAACUUAUUAAACUUGUUCUGUGACUUGUUAUAUGAUAAAGUCAAAAAAAAAAAAAAAACAAUAAAAUAAAAUACAUAAAUUAAUCAAAUUUUCAAAAUGAUCUGAUCAAUUUAGUGACCAAGUAAUACAUUAACUACAAGUUUAAAAUUUCUUAAUUGUACUACUUUUUACUACUACUAAAUUUGUAUAAUAAAACUUAUUUGUACCUUCAUAUACCUAUCUAUCGUAUAUAUAUAAAAGUAAAAGUAAAUUUAACAAAAUAUUUAUAUUGUUUUAUAGUAUAAUAAAAAAAAUAAUAUAUUUAUUUAUAAAUAUUGUUUACAAUAUAAAUUUAAA
Cinara cedri is the source of this 5435-nucleotide messenger RNA. The record is from the annotation of a GenBank genome assembly. Lineage: Eukaryota; Metazoa; Arthropoda; Insecta; Hemiptera; Aphididae.